GGGGUUGAACUUGUCCUUCUCCCCUGACCUUCUCCCUCCAAAAGGCAUUCACAUUUUUUAAGGAUCAGCCUUUCCUCAGUGGAUGAAUUUUAGGCAAGAGAUAAUUUGUUUUGAAGAAGGGGGCUUUUUCAAAACUCCACAUUGCCUUUUUCCACAGAGCUUCUCCUGGGAAAGGGAACGUCACAUAGUAAAUAAUUUGGCAAGGUAGAGGGCAUGAACCCUCCUUAGCAAAUCUAAUGAAAGCUGCAAGCCCUCUCCUCAGAAAAAACCGCACAUAUGAGCCUGCCCCCAUACAUAAUGUCACAUAUAAUUUCACAGGGUGCAGGAGCUCUGAAGGCCAUUAUCAUUUCAAAACAGCCAGUUGAGGGUUGUUGCAUUUGAGUAGUAUGGUGUGUUCAUGUUUGGAAAUGCCUUUUGUAAGGUCGAACUUAGCCAGAAUUUUGAAGUUACUAAGGUGACUUAAGUUAACGAAUCCUUGGGAAUGCUCCCUGACAUCAGGGUUAUAAUAGAAAAGUGCAAUUUUAUACAUCUGUUACAUGCUUUAAAGACCUAGAACUCAUCUUUGUGCCUCAAAGCUAUUUCAGAGGAAAGCUUUAAAACUUAUGACAGGGCAUUUAAAAACUUUUUCUUAAACAAAUUCACAGUAGAAAAAUUAGAAAAUAAAAGUAAGUAUAAAGAGAAAAGUUCUAAUGACCUGCAAUUUUACCAUCAGAGAAAAACUUUUAAUAUUUUGAUAUAUCCUUCCAGAUUUUUCUCUAUGCAUAGUUUUUCCUAUAAAAAUAUUUUGGGAUUGAACUAUAUAUAUUAAACUUGCUUUUUUCCUUUACUGUACUAUAUUCAUUCAUUAAGUAUUUCAGUGCCUAAUAUGUUCCCGGUACUGUGGAAUCCAGUGGUAAACCAGAAAGGCAGGGUCCUAGAUUUCAUGAUGCUUACCUGCAAAUAGGGACAGCCAUAUCCUAAAACAAAAAAAUACCAAAUAUGAACCAUGGUCAAGAUAAAAACGACGUGGGCAACUUUAAGUGGGGUUUUGGAGGUAGGAGAAGCAUGUCACAGGGAGUCCCUAAGGUGAUAUUUAAGUUCUUGAAAUUCAAGGGCCCGUGCCCAGGCUGUAUAGGAACCAAGAGUGUUCUGCCAUGAGGCCAACUGGGGGGAGAAAAUUAGAUGGUAAACAUGGAGAGGGUUAGGGAUCAAGUGUACAGAACUUGGAUGUAAAGCUACUGUAAAGUUUGCAGCAGACGGUGAUAUCAAUUGGUUUGGUUUUAAAGAUCACAAAGGCAACUGUGUGAACAGACUGUAAGAAAGGAAGAACUGAAGAGACCAGUCAGGAAGCUUUUGCAGAGAUCUGAAAUGAAGAUGAUGGUGGCUCAGACCAGAAAUGCAGGUGUCUACCUUUGUUCAACUUCUAAGAGGAAAUGCCCCAACUGGGACCCACUCUUUUUCCACAUACACUCUCUCCUUCACAAAUAUAUUUAUACUCAAAAAUACCAAACAUAUUUCAGGUUAUAAACUUCUUAGAUUUUUGAAUCCCAGCUUGUGAAUACACUGGCUGUGUGACCCUGGUCAGGUAACUUCUCAGGUUCCAUCUUCUUGUCUGUGAAACGGGGAUGAGGUUUAUCUUAAACUGUUAUGAACAGCGAUUGAGAUAACAUACAUAAUGCUGGAAAUGAUGACAGUUAUUACGAUAGUCUGAAGAAACUGCACCGUGGCACAAGAAUCUAAAAAACGCAGAAAGGGUGGUUGGCUGGUUUGAAGAAAGGAAAAGGCUAUUGCUGGCAUUUUCACUAUCCCAUUGAUUCCCGCCCCUCCUCCCGGGUGUUGUGUCACUAUGGCAACAAGCACGCGCUGCGCUGCCCAGUUAUCGAUCCUCUAGCCGUUACUGACCUCGACCGCCUCACUCUCCGCUGACCAGAGACUCCCGGGCGUAUCUCAUUCACCGUGUUUCGGAUUGCUCCCCCUUGGCCCGAGGGCGAGGAGCCACGGGGCAGCAUGGCCAAAGCGGCAGGCCCCUCGCCGCUAGAGGACUUGGAUCUGAGCGGAGAGGAGGUCCAGCGGCUCACCUCCGCCUUCCAGGAUCCGGAGUUCCGGCGAAUGUUCUCCGAGUACGCCGAGGAGCUCACCGACCCGGAGAACCGGCGGCGCUACGAGGCGGAGAUCACCGCGCUGGAGCGUGAGCGCGGAGUGGAGGUGCGGUUCGUGCACCCGGAGCCGGGUCAUGUGCUGCGCACCAGCCUAGACGGGUCGCGGCGCUGCUUCGUGAACGUGUGCAGCAACGCGCUGGUGGGCGCGCCCAGCAGCCGGCCUGGCUCCGGGGCCGAGGCGCCCGGCAGCCACUGGUCUCUGCCCUACAGCCUGGCGCCCGGCCGCGAGUACGCGGGGCGCAGCGGCACCCGCUACAUGGUCUACGACGUGGUCUUCCACCCAGAUGCGCUCGUGCUGGCCCGGCGCCACGAGCACUUCCGCCACAUGCUGGACGCCACGGCCCUAGAGGCGGUCGAGAAGCAGUUCAGCGUGAAGCUGGAUCGCAGGAAUGCAAAAACCCUGAAGAUCAAGUACAAGGGGACCCCGGAGGCCGCCGUGCUGCGCACGCCCCUGCCCGGGGGCGUCCCGUCCCGUCCCGAGGGGGAGCCGGCGGGCCCUCUCCCGGAUUUCCCCUACCCCUACCGGUACCCGGCAGCCGCCGGGAACUCUGCGGCCCCCCGGCCGCAGGCGCCCUCCCCUCCCGAGGUGGCCUUGCAGCCCGCCCCCACCGAGCCGCGCUACCGCGUAGUGCAGCGCCACCACGUGGACCUCCAGGAUUACCGCUGCUCCCGGGACUCGGCCCCGAGCCCCGUGCCCCACGAGCUGGUGGUUACCAUAGAGCUGCCGCUGCUGCGCUCGGCCGAGCAGGCGGCGCUGGAGGGGACGGGAAAGCUGCUGCGCCUUGACUCGAGGAAACCCGACUACCGGCUGCGUCUCUCGCUCCCGUAUCCGGUGGACGACAGCCGCGGUAAGGCUCAAUUCAACAAGGCCCGGAGGCAGCUGGUAGUCACGCUACCCGUCGCGCUGCCAGCCGCGCGCCGGGAGCUCGCCGCGGUCCAGGAAGAGGCGGUGGGCCGGCUCGGAACUGACGGCGCAGCCUGCGCUUCCGCUCGCGACGGGGUGGCGGGACUGGCUGGGGAUCGCGCCAGGGACGGAGACCGCGAUCCCAGCCGAGCUGGGGUUACAGACGCCAGGAUCACCACCCUGGGAGCCCCCGAGGUGGCGCCUCCGCCGGCCGGCGCUGGGGAAGAUCUUACCUCAGACCUGGGGGAGCAGAACUUAAGCAGGCACGCGGUGUCGCCCCCGGGCGUCGGGGAGGAGCCGUCUCCCGGAGCAGGGAGCUUCCCUGGGGACGGCCGUAGAGACCCUCCUUGUACUGCAUCCCAGGGCCUUGACUGCGAGUCUUCGGCCGGAGGAGGGGGUGCGCGCGGAGAUCUCAGCGUGGAGACGGUUGUGGACCGGGAGGACACAGGCAGCGGGCCCUCUGACCGAGCCAUGGAUGGUCUCGGGACCGAGAACGGGGAACCUUUGUGUCCUCCUUUGCAGUGUACUCAGGAUGAAGAAUCCUUGACUCUGUUGAUUCAAGUGCCUCGGAUCCAGCCGCAAAGUCUUCAAGGGGAUUUGAGCCCCCUCCGGUACAAAUUGCGUUUCUCCACAGAAGACUUACCUUAUUCCUUCGUUUUGCAAUUUGUCCCAGAGAAUAAAUUGAGUACCAAAGAACCCGUGAUUAGCAUUUCUUCAGACAAUGCAGUGAUAGAACUGGCCAAAUCUCCAGGGAGCCAUGGACAUUGGAGAGAGUGGUAUUAUGGUUUAAACAACGAUUCUUUGGAGGAAAGGUUAUUUGUCAAUGAAGAAAAUGUUAAUGAGAUUCUUGAAGAGGUCCUGAGCUCUCCAUUCAAACAAACAAUUCCUCUAAACCAACCAUUAAUAGAAGUUCUUCAGGUUACUGAUAAUAAGAUUCAAAUUCUUGCAAAGUUGCAAGAAUGUAGUAACUCUGAUCAGCUUAAAGGAAAGGAAGAAAGAGUCAAUGAAGGAAGUCACCUAACUGAAAAAGAAAAUAUAGAACAUCUUAGCACCUCUACAACUGAUUCUGAUUCAUCUACAGCAGUUAAGUCACUAGAAAUAGAUAGCUGUGGUUCAGUUGUGUGUGUUCAACAAGAGUCUUUUGAUGUUUCUCAAAUGCUAUUUGGAAAAUGUCAACAAACUGAAUCAAAAAUGGAACCUGAAUUUAUAAAGGAAGAAAGUGCUUUGUACUCAAAUGAGGGAAAAGAUGUUAUAACUGAAGAGAAGGAAAUAGCUGGUGAUCACCUGUCUUCAUUACUGAACAAAACUACAGUUCACAGUAUACAUGAUUUUGACAGCAUAAAAGAAACCAAUAUGCAGGAUGGUAGUGUGGAGAUUACUAAAGGUCAUGUGACUCAUUGUGCAUUCAGUUUUCAGAAUUCUUUGCUAUAUGAUUUGGAUUAAUUCUAUAUAAUUUUGGAAUUUAAGUGUUAAGAGUAAAAAAUUGGGGGACCUAAAAUAGGUUCUGUUAACCAUUACCUUAAAACUAAAGGUAUUCAACAAAGUAUAAAAUUAAAGUUUGCUAUUUUGAUUCUAAUGGGGAAACUGAAGAUACUUAUUUUUUUUGCUUCUAGAGUUAAAGCAAAGUUUCCAUAAUUAUGGAGCUAAGUUUUGUGAUUCCUCUGAUAGAUGUGUAUUUUUUCUAAAGGAGGGCUAAACAUUUAGUUUUAAUAUAACCUGUAUAUACUUACUUCUGUGUUGAUUUUUGCUUCCUUUGUUUACCAUUACUUUAACAGUUUCAAAAUAAAUAUUCACUAAGUUGUAUUUGUCACACAAAGUAAUUCUCAAGAAUGCAAUUAACUAGAAAUAUAAGUAUGUGUGUUGUGGGGGGCAGAAUCUCAAAACGAUUUGUUUAAAGUCUCAUUAGGAUGUAUUUAUGCUUGAAAUAGAGCUUCUUAGAGGGAAAAGAACUUUACUAACCAAUAUUAAAGAUCUAAACAAUUACAAUACAAAUACACCAAAUGAAAUUUAUUAUUAUUGUAUCAACUGUAUUUUACUCUUCUGUCACACAAACUAUAUAUAUAUAGUAGAGGUUAAAUUAUUUAAUAAUGAUUUUGAAAAUUCAGUUUUUUAAAAGACUUUCUUGGAAGUUACUAUUGAAGUAUUAAAACUUUCAAUAUACAUUUCUAUAGAAUACAUUUAAGAAUUUUAAACAGAAAUUAUUAAAAUUUGGCAAUUUGUUCUUCUAGGAAAAGUGUCUUCAUUAUAUUAUUAUAUAAAAACAAAACAAAAGCCAGUGUUUCCUAAUCAAUUACUAACACCUAAAAUGUGAGACAAGGAGAAAAUCCUAACAGGUUUUUUCUUACAAAAAUUUUUAGGACAGCAUGAAAAAAAAUGUAUUAAGGAGUAUAUUUGUUGAUUUAAUCACUAACCCCAAGUUCAUGAGGUGAUCCAUUUCUGUUCCAAAAACAGCUACUAAUUCAGACUCUGACUUUUUUAGCUCAGUCCUUGAAAUCACCUAAUUUCUUUAGUUCUUUGAACUGGUGGUGUCAGGUCAAAGUACAAAAAACCUGUAGUCAGCCUGGUGAUUCAUCCUGAUUUACGUUUAUAACCACCAGAGAAAGUCUAGCACAAGAUUGGGCUCUGAGGGUAGUAGACAGGUAGCUCAUAAAACAAGAGAACUAUUUGCCUUAUCUUAGAUGAGCACAUGUAUUUUUCAACCACUAUGAAUCUUAAGUUGAUGCAAUAAUUUUGAAACUGUCCAUUUAAUAGUUAUCUUAGGUUGAAAUGACUAAUUGUAAUUCCUUUACACAGAAAUUGGUCUUUUAUGGGUAAUUUUUGGUUAAUUGAAUUAUGUAUUAAGGGAAACUUCUAUAAACUUCUACAUUAAAUGUGGAGUAAAUUUUAA
Messenger RNA from Galeopterus variegatus (Sunda flying lemur), 5929 nucleotides. It is a transcript of the gene DNAAF2, whose product is annotated as dynein, axonemal, assembly factor 2. Bases 1987 to 4485 code for a protein of 832 amino acids. Gene Ontology annotation, cellular component: cytoplasm. The transcript is spliced from 3 exons. Gene Ontology annotation, biological process: axonemal dynein complex assembly. NCBI's taxonomy places the organism in Eukaryota, Metazoa, Chordata, Mammalia, Dermoptera, Cynocephalidae. The record is from RefSeq and is a predicted model, not a curated record.